Molecule: messenger RNA, 9309 nt
Organism: Odobenus rosmarus divergens (Pacific walrus)
Lineage: Eukaryota; Metazoa; Chordata; Mammalia; Carnivora; Odobenidae
Gene: EP400
Product: E1A binding protein p400
Exons: 53
Coding region: 85-9309 (3074 amino acids)
Molecular function (GO): ATP-dependent chromatin remodeler activity; ATP binding
Source: RefSeq, a predicted model, not a curated record
CAACUUUACUGUUUUAAGUUUAGGAACUUGAAUUCCCUUCAGAGCUUUAGAGAACAUUAAGUUGGAUUAAAAAGGGGGGCGAUAAUGCACCAUGGCAGCGGCCCUCAGAGUGUCCAGCACCAGCUGCAGAGGUCCAGGGCCUUCGCCAGCAGCGAAGGAGAAGAGCAGGCCCACCCAAAUCCACCCCAGUCUCCUGCCACGCCCUUCGCGCCAUCAGCCAGCCCAUCCGCACCUCAGUCUCCUGGUUACCAAGUUCAGCAGCUGAUGAAUAGGAGUCCCGUGACCGGGCAGAACGUGAACAUCGCCCUUCAGAGCGUUGGACCAGUGGUGGGAGGAAGCCCGCAGAUCACGCUCGCCCCUCUGCCGCUCCCCAGCCCCACUUCUCCAGGUUUCCAGUUCAGUGCCCAGCAGAGGCGCUUUGAGCAUGGAUCUCCGUCGUACAUCCAGGUCACCUCGCCUCUAUCCCAACAGGUGCAGACUCAGAGCCCCACCCAGCCCAGUCCCGGGCCGGGGCCGGGCCUGCAGAGCGUGCGGGCGGGCACCCCUGGCCCUGGCCUGGGCCUUUGCAGCAGCAGUCCCACCGGAGGCUUCGUGGAUGCCAGCGUGUUAGUGAGGCAGAUGAGCUUGAGCCCGUCUAGUGGCGGGCACUUUGUGUUUCAGGAGAGCUCGGGCCUUGCUCAGAUGGCUCCGGGCACCCAGGUGCAGUUGCAGCACGCAGGGGCUCCCAUCGCGGUCCGAGAACGGAGACUGUCACAGCCCCACGCACAGUCUGGGGGCACUGUCCACCAUCUGGGACCCCAGAGCCCCGCGGCUGCGGGUGCGGCCAGCCUGCAGCCCCUGGCCAGUCCCGGCCACAUCACCACGGCAAGCUUGCCACCCCAGAUCAGCAGCAUCAUCCAGGGGCAGCUGAUCCAGCAGCAGCAGGUGCUGCAGGGGCCGCCGCUGACCAGACCCCUGCUCCCUGGGGUCGGGGUCGGGGUCGGGGGGGCUUCAGCCUUUGGGAUGACCUCCCCACCGCCCCCUACCAGCCCCUCCAGGACUGCGGUGCCCCCGGGCCUCUCCAGUCUUCCUCUCACGUCUGCGGGGAGUGCAGGGGUGAGGAAGGCCCCCAAGAAGUUGGAGGAGAUCCCCCCGGCCUCUCAGGAGCUGGCCCAGAUGAGGAAGCAGUGCCUGGACUACCAUUAUAGAGAGAUGGAGGCGCUGAAGGAGGCCUUCAAGGAAUACUUGAUUGAGUUGUUCUUCUUGCAACACCUUCAAGGGAACAUGAUGGAUUUCUUGGCCUUCAAGAAGAAGCAUUAUGCCCCGCUGCAAGCUUACCUCAGGCAGAAUGAUUUGGACCUGGAGGAGGAGGAGGAGGAGGAGGAGGAGGAGGAGGAAGAGGAGCAGGCUGAGGUCAUCAAUGACGAGCAAGCUCUGGCGGGGGCCCUUGUGGCGGGGGCCGGAAGUGUGGGAGAGACGGACCCCUUUAAGAGGCAGCAGGCGGGGACCCCGGCAGAGCAGUCUAAGCGGCCUCGGCUUGAAGUGGGCCACCAGGGGGCAGUUUUCCAGCACCCGGGGGCGAAUGCAGGGGUUCCUCUUCAGCAGCUAAUGCCGACAGCUCAAGGAGGAAUGCCUCCCGCCCCCCAGGCCGCUCAGCUCGCCGGACAGAAGCCAAGCCAGCAGCAGUACGACCCGUCCACGGGGCCUCCGGUGCAGAACGCCGCCAGCCUGCACACCCCGCCGCCGCAGCUUCCCGGCAGGCUGCCCCCGACCGGCCUCCCCGCCGCGCCCCUGCCGCCAGCACUGCACUUUCCUCAGCAGCCGCAGGUGGUGGAGCCUCACACACAGCUCCAGGUCCCGGCGAAGACGCAGCAGCCAAAUGCCCCUGUCCCCGUGCCCCCGCCCAGCCAGCUGCCCGCUCCGCCGCCGCAGCCCAUGCCGCAGGCCCUGCACGCCCCGAUGCCUGGGAAGGCGCAGAUGCAGGCCGCUCAGCUCUCGUCCCAGCCGCAGACGGUGGCGUCAGCAAGAGCCCCUGUGGACCCUGCCCAGCCCUGUCAGCGGCCCCCGCCAGCGGCCUCUUCUACCUCGUCCGCAGCGCCUGCCGGCGGCUCGGGCCCGUCACCCGCACGGGUCUCCGCAGGGAAUAGACCCUCCUCGGCAGCCAGCAAGUCACUGUCUCCGGUCACCUCCCGGUCCCCGGGGGCAGCCGUGUCAGCACCCCCAAAACCACAGAGCCCAGCUCAGAAUGCCGCCCCGCCCCAAGACAGCUCUCAGGAUAAGGUGGCAGAACAAAUAGCACUGGAAAACCAGAUCCAUCAGCGGAUAGCGGAUUUGAGGAAAGAAGGCCUGUGGUCCCUCAGGCGGUUGCCCAAACUGCAGGAGGCCCCGCGCCCCAAAUCUCAUUGGGACUAUCUGCUGGAGGAGAUGCAGUGGAUGGCCACAGACUUUGCCCAGGAGAGGAGGUGGAAGAUGGCCGCGGCCAGGAAGCUCAUCAGGACUGUGGUGCGUCACCACGAGGAAAAGAAGCUUCGUGAGGAGAGGGGAAAGAAGGAGGAGCAGAACCGACUGAGACGAAUUGCUGCCUCAACCGCCAGAGAAAUAGAGUGUUUUUGGUCAAAUAUUGAACAGGUUGUGGAGAUAAAACUACAAGUAGAACUGGAAGAAAAAAGGAAAAAGGCCUUAACUUUACAGAAGGUUCCCAGGAGAGGAAAAGAGUCGAGGCCUAAGGGGCUUGAUGCGUUGCCAGAAGCUUUCCUGGAGUCGGGGUUGUCUGGAAGGAAGAGGAAAGCUAGCACGUCUCUGACUGAUGAUGAAGUGGAAGACGAGGAGGAGACCAUAGAGGAGGAAGAAGCUAACGAGGGGGCCGUGGACCACCAGGCAGAGCUGUCCAACUUAGCCAAAGAAGCUGAAUUGCCCCUAAUCGAUUUGAUGAAGUUGUACGAAGGAGCUUUUCUGCCCAGUUUCCAGUGGCCGCAACCUAAGCCUGACAGUGAGGAGGCGAGUGAAGAAGAAGAUGUGGAAGACGCCCCGGGUGAUCGAGAGAGCCGGAAGGACGUGGUUCUCAUAGACUCGCUGUUCAUCAUGGACCAGUUCAAAGCUGCAGAGAGAAUGACUAUUGGGAACCCUCAUACAAAGGACAUCGCGGAGGUGACCGCUGUGGCCGAAGCUGUCCUGCCCAAGGGCAGUGCCCGGGUCAGCCCCACGGUGAAAUUGAAUGCCCCAUCUCUGUUGUACGGUGCGCUCAGAGAUUACCAGAAGAUUGGCCUGGACUGGCUGGCCAAACUCUACCGGAAGAACCUCAACGGCAUAUUGGCAGAUGAAGCUGGGCUUGGUAAAACAGUACAGAUCAUUGCUUUUUUUGCCCACCUAGCUUGCAAUGAAGGUAACUGGGGCCCUCACCUCGUGGUCGUGAGAGGCUGUAACAUCCUCAAAUGGGAGCUCGAGCUGAAGCGCUGGUGCCCUGGGCUCAAAACCCUCUUAUAUGUUGGCAGCCACAGAGAACUGAAAGCAAAGAGACAGGAGUGGACGGAGCCCAACAGCUUCAACGUGUGCAUCGCGCCCUACAAGCAGUUCUUCAGGGGCUACGCGGCCUUCACGCGCGUGCGGUGGCGGUGCCUGGUCAUCGACGAGAUGCAGCGCGUCCGCGGCAUGACCGAGAGGCACUGGGAGGCCGUGUUCACCCUGAGGAGCCAGCAGCGCCUGCUCCUGAUUGACGCGCCCCUGCACAACACCUUCCUGGAGCUCUGGACCAUGGUGCACUUCCUCAUCCCUGGCAUCUCCAGGCCCUACCUGCACCUGCCCCUGAAGGCCCCGAACGACGAGAACCAGGACUACUACCACAAAGUGGUCAUCCGGCUGCACCGGGUGACACAGCCCUUUAUCUUGAGGAGGACUAAGAGAGACGUGGAGAAGCAGCUGACGAAGAAGUACGAGCACGUGCUGAAAUGCCGCCUGUCGAGUCGGCAGAAGGCCUUGUACGAGGACGUGAUCUUGCAGCCCGGAACCCAGGAGGCGCUGAAGAGCGGGCACUUUGUGGACGUGCUGAGCAUCCUGCUGCGGCUGCAGAGGAUCUGCAACCACCCUGGGCUGGUGGAGCCCCGGCUCCCGGAGUCAUCCUACACGGCAGGGCCACUGCAGUACCGCUCUGCCUCCCUCAUCCUCAAGGCGCUCGACAGAGACUCCUGGAAGGAAACAGAUCUCUCUAUAUUUGAUCUUAUCGGCUUAGAGAAUAAAAUGACUCGCCACGAAGCAGAAUUGCUGUGUAAGAAGAAGGUGACACGGAAACUCAUGGACGAGCUGUUCACUGCGCCACCCCCGUCGGGCAGGCCGGCGGCCCUGAGACUGAAGCCCAGCAGGUUGUUUCAGCCCGUGCAGUAUGGCCAGAAGCCCGAGGGUCGCACCGUGGCUUUCCCCAGCACACACCCACCCCGGACAGCAGCCUCUGCCACAGCCACGGCCACUCCGCAGGGCCACGUGCGAGGACGGCCACCAAUUGCCACGUUCUCUGCAAAUCCAGAUGCAAAAGUGGCGGCAGCCCCGUUUCAGACCUCCCAGGCCUCCACCGGCGCUCCCGCUCCGAGACAGCCGCCCGCCUCGACCUCCAGCGCAGCACCUAGCCCAGCCCAUCCUGCGAAACCGCGGGCCCCGCCCCCGCCCCCGCCCCAGGCCCCCUCGCACCCGGCGGGGCAGAGCGCGCUGCCUCAGGGGCUGGUGCUCACCUCGCAGGCUCAGGCGCGCCUGCCCAGUGGGGAGGUGGUCAAAAUAGCCCAGCUGGCUUCCCUGGCGGGGCCGCAGAGCCGGGUCGCCCAGCCAGAGACCCCGGUGACACUGCAGUUCCAGGGGAACAAGUUCACCUUGUCGCACAGCCAGCUUCGGCAGCUCACCGCCGGCCAGCCCCUACAGCUGCAAGGCAGCGUUCUUCAGAUUGUAUCCGCCCCAGGGCAGUCGUACCUGCGACCGCCAGGCCCCGUGGUGAUGCAGACCAUGUCUCAGGCGGGCGCCCUCAACGCCUUGGGAAGCAAGCCCCCGGCCGGCGGCCCGGGCCCAGCCCCCGUGACUGCGCCAGUUGGUGUGCCUGGGCGAGUGGCGGUCAAUCCCUUGGCUGCUGGAGAACCUGGAAUGGCCCCCAAACCAGCCUCCCCUGUCGGAGGGCCAACCCAGGAGGAGAAGAGCAGACUUCUGAAAGAGCGACUGGACCAGAUCUACUUUGUCAACGAGCGGCGCUGCUCGCGAGCCCCCGUCUACGGCAGAGAUUUGCUGCAAAUUUGUUCCGUGGUCGGCCGAGAACAGACACCUUGGCCCGGGGCUUCUGACAGCAGUCAGCGGAAGGGUGCGGGGCCAGCAAGUGCUUACACGUCGCCCUCAAAUGGUCAGAAGGACCUGAUUUUGACGCUGGCCCAACGGCAAGCCUGCCUGCAGGAUGUCAUCGACAGGGUGGUGUGUGUGAUCCCUCCGGUGGUGGCUGCACCCCCGUCCUUGUGGGUGGCGAGGCCGCCGUCCCUCUACAGCCACAGGAUGAGGAUCUUGAGGCACUGCCUGAGAGAGCACACGGCUCCCUACGCGCAGCAGCUGCAGCGGAUGACCGCCCUGCGCUCCCUCCGGUUUCCUGAGCUCAGAUUGGUCCAGUUUGACUCAGGAAAGCUCGAGGCUUUAGCCAUCUUACUUCAGAAGUUGAAGUCUGAAGGACGUCGAGUGCUGAUCUUGUCACAGAUGGUUCUCAUGCUGGACAUUUUAGAAAUGUUCUUGAACUUCCAUUACCUCACCUACAUCAGGAUCGAUGAAAACGCCAAUAGCGAGCAACGGCAGGAGCUGAUGAGGAGUUUCAACAGAGACAGGAGGAUUUUCUGUGCAAUUCUGUCAACUCACAGCCGCGCCACCGGCGUGAGCCUGGUGGAGGCCGAUGCGGUGGUGUUCUAUGACAACGACCUGAACCCCGUGAUGGACGCCAAGGCCCAGGAGUGGUGCGAGCGGAUCGGGAGGCGCAAGGACGUCCACAUCUACAGGCUUGUGAGUGGUAACUCCAUUGAAGAGAAGCUGUUGAAAAACGGAACCAAAGACUUGAUCCGGGAAGUAGCCGCUCAGGGCAAUGACUACUCCAUGGCCUUCCUGACGCAGCGGACCAUCCAGGAGCUGUUUGAGGUGUGUUCUCCCACCGAUGAUGCCGGCUUCCCAGUGAAGGCAGAGGAGUUCGUGGUCCUCUCUCAGGAGCCUUCUGCUACAGAAAUCAUCGCGCCCAAAAUUGCAAGACCUUUCAUUGAGGCCCUCAAGAGCAUCGAGUACCUGGAGGAAGACGCCCAGAAAGCCGAGGAGGAAGCCGUGCUGGGGUCGUCCGGCUCUGACAGCCCGAGGUGGGGCGAAGAGCCGUCGCAACUGGAGGAGUUAGCUGACUUUAUGGAACAGCUUACACCUAUUGAGAAAUAUGCUCUGAAUUACCUGGAAUUGUUCCACACGCCUACUGGCCCCGAGAAAGAGGGGAACAGCGAGGAUGCCAUGCUGACUGCCGUGAGGGAGUGGGAGGCCCGGAACGCCAGGGCCCUGCAGGAGAGGGAGACGCGGGCGCUGCAGGAGCAGGAGCAGGAGCAGCUUCUCACCUACACGCGGGAGGAUGCCUACAACGCGGAGUAUGUGUGUGAAGGUGCCGACGGGCAGAUGGAAGUCAUGCCGCUCUGGACGCCGCCCACGCCCCCCCAGGAUGACAACGACAUCUACGUGGACCCGGUCCUGUGUCUCACGUACGAAACCACGCCCAUCCCAGAGUCCAAGCUGCCUCCCGUGUAUGUGAGGAAGGAGCGCAGGCGGCACCGCACGGACCCCUCAGUUGCAGGCAGAAAGAAGAAGCAACGUCACGGGGAGCCGGUCGUCCCUCCUCGCUCGCUGUUUGACCGCGCAACACCCGGCAUGUUGAAAAUGCGACGGGAGGGGAAGGAGCAGAAGAAGAACAUUCUGUUGAAGCAGCAAACCCAGUUUGCCAAGCCUUUGCCGACUUUUGCCAAACCAACGGCCGAGUCAGGCCCAGACAACCCUGAGUGGCUCAUCAGCGAGGACUGGGCGCUGCUGCAGGCCGUGAAGCAGCUCCUGGAACUGCCUCUGAACCUCACCAUUGUGUCCCCGGCCCACACGCCCAACUGGGACCUCGUCAGUGACGUUGUCAACUCCUGCAGCCGCAUCUACCGCUCUUCCAAGCAGUGCCGGAGCCGCUAUGAGAACGUGCUCAUUCCCAGGGAGGAGGGGAAGAGUAAGAACAACCGGCCCCUGCGCACAGGCCAGAUGUACGCCCAGGACGAGAACGCCACGCACACGCAGCUGUACACGAGCCACUUCGACCUGAUGAAGAUGACGGCCGGCAAGAGAAGCCCCCCCAUCAAGCCUCUGCUCGGCAUGAAUCCCUUUCAGAAGAACCCCAAGCACGCCUCCGUGUUGGCAGAAAGUGGGAUCAACUACGACAAGCCGCUGCCUCCCAUUCAGGUCGCAUCUCUCCGAGCAGAGCGAAUUGCCAAAGAGAAAAAGGCGCUGGCCGAUCAGCAGAAGGCACAGCAGCCUCCUGUCGCACAGCCCCCACCGCCCCCGCCGCAGCCGCAGCCCCCGCCGCCCCAGCAGCCGCCCCCGCCUCUGCCCCAGCCCCAGGCGGCUGGCAGCCAGCAGCCUGCGGGCCCACCAGCCGUCCAGCCGCAGGCCCAGGCGCAGGCCCAGGCACAGCCCGCACCGCCCCCGCCGAAGGUGCCCCCGGCGAUCACAACGGUGGGCAGCGCGGCCGUGCUGGCCGGAGCCAUGAAAACGUCCGUCCCGGGGACGAGCAUGCCGACGGGCACGGUGGGCGGAAACGUCAUCGUGAACACCAUUGCAGGGGUCCCCGCCGCCACCUUCCAGUCCAUUAACAAGCGCCUCGCUUCGCCCGUGGCGCCGGGAGCCUUGACCACCUCUGGAGGCUCUGCUCCUGCCCAGGUGGUCCACACCCAGCCUCGCGCGGUUGGCUCGCCGGCCACGGCCACGUCCGACCUCGUGUCCCUGGCACCGACCCAGGGCGUUCGCGCGGUUACCUCCGUGACAGCCUCGGCCGUGGUCACUACCAGCCUGACCCCAGUGCAGACUCCGACCCGGUCUUUGGUGACUCAGGUGUCCCAAGCCACAGGGGUGCAGCUGCCCGGGAAGGCUAUCACGCCCGCACACUUUCAGCUGCUCCGGCAGCAGCCGCCGCCGCCACCGCCGCCGCCGCCCUCUCAGGUGCAGGUUCCGCAGAUCCAGGGCCAGGCCCCAUCGCCGGCACAGAUGAAGGCCGUCGGCAAGCUGACCCCGGAACAUCUGAUCAAAAUGCAGAAGCAGAAACUGCAGCUGCCCCAGCAGGCCCCCCCACCGCAGGCCCCGCCAGGGCCCCCACAGCCCGCUACACAAGUGCAAGUGCAGGCCCCGCCACCCACGCCGCAGCAGAGCCCCCAGCUGGCCACGGUCACGGCCCCGCGGCCCGGAGCCCUGCUCACGGGCACCACCGUGGCCAACCUCCAGGUGGCCCGGCUCACCCGGGUUCCCCCUUCGCAGCUGCAGGCGCAAGGGCAGAUGCAGGCUCAGGCACCCCAGCCCGCUCAGGUGGCGCUGGCGAAGCCUCCCGUGGUGUCCGUGCCCGCGGCCGUGGUCUCCUCGCCAGGUGUGACGACCCUGCCCAUGAAUGUCGCCGGGAUCAGCGUGGCCAUCGGGCAGCCACAGAAAGCCGCAGGACAGACCGUCGUGGCCCAGCCCGUGCAUGUCCAGCAGCUGCUGAAGCUCAAGCAGCAGGCCGUGCAGCAGCAGAAGGCCAUCCAGCCACAGGCUGCCCCGGGCCCAGCGGCCGUCCAGCAGAAGAUCACCGCACAGCAGAUUGCUGCUCAGGGCCAACCACAGAAGGUCACCUAUGCCACCCAGCCAGCCCUUAAAACCCAGUUCCUUACCACACCCAUCUCCCAGGCCCAGAAACUGGCUGGGACCCAGCAGGUGCAGACCCAGAUCCAGGUUGCCAAACUCCCUCAAGUUGUCCAACAGCAGACACCCGUGCCCAGCAUCCAGCAGGUCGCCUCUGCUUCCCAGCAGGCUUCCCCGCAGACUGUGACCCUGACCCAGGCAACGGCGGCCGGGCAGCAGGUGCAGAUGAUCCCCACGGUGACGGCGACGGCGCAGGUGGUGCAACAGAAGCUCAUGCCGCAGCAGGUGGUGCCGACCGCAGCGAGCCAGCUGCAGAGCCCCGGCGUCCCCAACCCCGCCCAGGUGCCAGCCAGCUCCGACAGCCCCAGCCAGCAGCCCAAGCUCCAGAUGAGGGUCCCUGCUGUCAGGCUGAAGACGCCCACCAAGCCUCCGUGCCCCUAG